Lasiodiplodia theobromae is the source of this 1089-nucleotide messenger RNA. RefSeq names its product Di-trans-poly-cis-decaprenylcistransferase. Bases 1 to 1089 code for a protein of 362 amino acids. Gene Ontology annotation, molecular function: ditrans,polycis-polyprenyl diphosphate synthase [(2E,6E)-farnesyl diphosphate specific] activity. Gene Ontology annotation, cellular component: lipid droplet; membrane; endoplasmic reticulum. The record is from RefSeq and is a predicted model, not a curated record. The transcript is spliced from 3 exons. Lineage: Eukaryota; Fungi; Ascomycota; Dothideomycetes; Botryosphaeriales; Botryosphaeriaceae.
AUGUCCUCGUCCUCCCUACACCUGUCGCAGUUCCGGAAAUGGCUUCUCAUGUCGCCACCCAUAGUCUGGAGCCUCCAACGCCUCCGUGAGCUCCUCAUUGGAUCUCUCCGGCAGGGUCCCAUUCCUCAGCACAUCGCAUUUGUCAUGGAUGGCAACCGGCGCUACGCUCGUACCCACCAUAUCGAAACUGUGGAGGGGCAUAAUUUAGGCUUCGAAGCUUUGGCCAGAAUCCUGGAAGUGUGCUACAAGUCUGGUGUCAAGGUCGUGACAAUCUACGCCUUCAGUAUUGAGAACUUCAAGCGCUCCAAGUACGAAGUGGAUGCGCUCAUGGAUAUGGCAAAGUUCAAGCUGUCGCAGAUUGCCCAGCACGGCGACCUGCUUGAUCGCUACGGUGCUAGAAUUCAAAUCCUGGGACAGCGUGAUCUUCUGAAGCCCGACGUAAUUGAGGCUAUGGACCGAGCCGCGGAGAUGACAAAGGGAAACAAGAAGGCCGUUCUGAACGUCUGCUUCCCUUACACUUCCCGCGACGAAAUCACCACUGCUAUCCGCAACACUGUUGUGGACUACAGCAAACCUCACCCUCCUCCUCUCCGCCGACCAUUCUCUGAAGGCCACAUCACCCGCAACAUCCGCGCGCGUAAUCUUGGGACUGUCUCUGAAGAAGAUUCCCCUGAGGCUGGUGACAAUACCCCUGCCUCCCUGAAUGGGGACAAAGCUUCCGACGCACCCGUCUCCGACGUUGCUUCUACAAACUCCCUGACCCUGCACGAAUCAACGGACGGCUUGAAGGAGGAGAAGGUGCCGGACAACUACCCUGACCCGGAAACCAUCACGGCCCAGACACUCACGGACCAUAUGUUCACUGAGGGCAACCCGCCCUUGGACUUGUUGAUCCGGACGUCGGGAGUUCAGCGUCUUAGCGACUUCAUGUUGUGGCAGUGCCACGAGGAUACCCAAAUCGUGUUUCUGGAUACCCUGUGGCCCGAGUUCGACCUAUGGCAGUUCUUGCCCGUGCUCGUCGAGUGGCAGUGGAGACAGAGGAAGAUACAGAGCGAGGAAAAGGCGCGACUGAGGCUGCAGGUUGCCUGA